GCGCUUUUGCUGCAGCUUUCAGUCACAGUUUGCAGGCAGUGCUGGAGUUGGCAAGUGUUGAGUGAGAUCUUAGUUGGCUGAUGUGGCUUUGAUUGUGUUGCACAGGACCAGCUGGAAGUGUAGGCUGAAGCUUUGGACCAAAACUGCAAGUGGAGGCAGGUGCAGAUUGCUGGGCAGAGGGUUGUAGGCACUUUAGUCUCAGUCUGUGACAUCAAGGCAUUGAAGGCAGCUUGUUGCUUGGUGGUGGUACAGGCAUAUAUUGGUAGGUGUGAGGACAGCUUUCCUUCAUACUCUAUUGGUCGGGUUGUAGUUAGAAGUUUGAGCUUUAACACAAAUCCUUCAGACCAUAGAACCACUGCAGGUUGUUGCUUGAGACCUUGGUUGGAGGAUUUGGAUGCAGUUAUCCCUUAUAAUCGGCAGGUGAAGGUUGUAGUUGAUGUUUGGUUUAUGGCAGAAGCUGUACAUGUUAUGCAGAGGUCAGGAUUGGAGGCUUGUCAGUGAGUGCAGUUGGAGGCAGCUGCAGGUUCUUGGUUAAGGCCUAAACUUGAGAGUCUGCUGAUGUGUGGCUGGACUCUAUUGGAGGCACUGGUACAGCUGUUGAGUGAUUCCUUUAACAAGGGCUGCAGGAAGAGACUAGGGCUGCAGCUUUUGAACUCCUGCUUCAACCAACGUCACUGCUUUUGAUUUCUUGCAGCAUCAGGUAGCAAAGGCAGAGGCUGAAAGCCUUUGCUAAUGUUGGAGAAGGUUCUUUGUUUUGCAGCUGUCAGGCACAGUUUUCAGGUAGGAUUACAAGCUGGUGGACGCUUGUGGAGACUGCAGGAGAUGGAUCAUAAGGGUCACUUUUAAAGCUUCAGUUGGAGAUAGUGGUAACUAGUAUAUCCCGGAGGCUGCAGUUGGAGGCAUGAGCUGAACUUGUAGGCCACAAACUGCAAGUGGUGGAGGCUGAGGCUGUGAGGUUUAGAGACUGGAGCUGAAGUUGAUUUUGGCGGGUUUUUUGGUCAUGCUUAGGCAUAGGCGGUGGUUCCUGACAGCACUGGAGGGAGCAGGUAUACACUCUGGGUGCAGGUGGGGGAAGCUAUUGUUCGCCUACAGAGGCUUAGGUUAGGUUGGUAUCUUUUUUCCAUAUUGUUGGAAGGAGAGGCUGCUGGUGUCUAGCUACUGGUGCACUGCAGGAUGUGGCUCAAGGUUGUUGGCAGAGAGGGAAAGUUGUGUCAAUGUGCUUGUAGAGGUUGCAGUUUGAGACAGUGGCUGCUGGUGUGUAGCAGGGACUGCAAUCAUAGGUGAUGGCUCCUGAUGUUAAGAAGAAGUUUGGGUUUGAGGCAUUGGCAUUCCAUAAACAGGGGGAGGCAUAUGGAUUUAAUUGGAGAUAUUUACCUUUGAGCAGGAGGAGGGGGCUGAUGGUGGAGGUUGCAGGUGGAAGCAGCCAUCUUCAUUUUUUGCAAGUAGAGGUAGAGGCAGAUGUUAUUAUUUAGAGGAUGGAGAUGGAGGUUGAGUCAGGAGUUUGGAGGAGGCUCAAGGUGCAGGAGGAUUGAGGUUGCUUGCAGAGAGGACUUUUUGUUUCUGGCAGUUCUGAAUGUUUUCCCCUUAUACUUAUGACUAAACUUAACUUAAACUAAACUAAAGUAACUUAAUCUAGUUUUAACUCAGAGUUAAAACAACAAUAUAGUGAAGAUUUUCAUGUCCUCACUCUCUUUCUAGGUGAAGUCUGUGGCUGUGGUUCAUAGGACUUGUCCACAUCGUACAGGGGUGGAUAAACUCUAGCCCUGUAGCUAAUGUUAACAUGGACAAGUCCGUUGUCGUCCACAGUUUCAGUGAACUGUGGACGAUCUGAUAGUUCCCACAGCUUCUGCUUGAUAAGACGUCCCAGUGCAAUUCUGUAGGGAUGCUGGUGGCCAUUCUUGUACCUGUAGACAGGAGAGGACAGUAGUUUAAUUCACAAUGUUUGGUCAAGUGUUAGCUAUUAUGGUCUGUUAUAGUGGUGGACUCUUUUUUUGGUUUGUUUUAUACAUACCGGAGCAUGUCAUCUACCACGGCGUGAUAGAGCUGCUGGUACUCUUACAUUGACCGAUGAUGUAUUAUCAGUGGGCCGUCAUCAAGCAGUGGAGCUGUGGAGGGCUGGAAAGGGUGAACCACAGGGGAGACUUCAGGCAGCUCAGAAGGUGGAAUUGUUGACUGAGUCCUCUGGACCAAAGGAGGAUCAGCAACUUGUGCGUGGGAGUGCUGAGGAGCAGGAUCUUGGGUCAGCCCUGUAGAAUCAGAAGUACGGACCACUGAUGUCCUCUUCCUCUUCUUGGACUGGCUGCCAGCAGGAGCUGAAUAAUGGUGUUGGGAAUCCUGCAAAAUAAAUUCAACAAACAAGAUUUCAGGCUCAAGUACAUUAGAAACAAUCUUUAACAAUCUCACCGGUUCAUUAUAUUUGGCAAUGUAGUUUGUGCCAAAUGGAUUAAAACUUUGAGUCCAUCAAUUUAAUUUUUAGAAACAUGUCAAGUCUUUACCAAGAUAAAAGAAGACAAGUUUCAAUAGACUGCGUUUUAAAAAAAUUAUACAAUUUUUAAAAAGUGUAGCACAAAGCUGCCGACAACAAGAUAUCAAAAAUCUGAGUUUUAGAAAAUUUAGGGGAAAAUACAAUUUUGUUAUUCUAAAUAAAAAACAAGGGGAUGCUGAGAAAAAAAAUCUAAUACUUAUGACUGUCAUUUAAGUGUUAAAAUAUUAACUCUUCACUCAACUCUUCUCUUCACUGCUGCUGAUAAAUCAUGGGCGUCUGCAAACUGGACAUGUGCUGUGCGCAAAAUACGCAGGUGGCGCAGUCCUAGUGUCUUUUUUCGAAGUUUUCAACACGACCAUUCAUUGUUUGUUUCGUUAUACCUGUUUCAAGUAUUUUCUCUGUAGCCUGUUGGCCAGGAGUUUCGUAAUUUCCUUAACAAAAAAUCCUUGAGCACAGACAAAGUCUUUGCUUGCUGUUUCUAAGCUGUGGUUCUUAGGUUUUUUAUUGGAUUGAUAUGGUGCUUUGAGGGUCGCUGAUAAAGCGCUAUAAGAAAUCUGAUCAACCGAGUAAAUUAAAAUGUCAGGCACGAGAAAAUAAUUAUUAAUUACUUCAUAGCUGCAAAUAGGUACUACAGAGAUAUAAAAUGUACUUAAAAUUUGGAGUAAACUGAGGUUACCGCCUAUGAAAAACAAAUACUUUACUUAAUUUGUCUACAUAACUAUAACUUAAAACUUAGAUGUAAUUAAGUAAAUGUUACUCAACAUCUUCACACUGCAUUCACAGCCCCUUUUUAACCUCACUGAACACUGACAUAACAGAAACUCUCUCAGGUAAAGUCUGCAAAGAUGUCCAAUAUUGGAAAACACGAGUAGUGGCCUGAUGAAGUCUGACAGAGAUCCACAAAACAUACAUGCACAACAUUAGCACUAGAUUGUACUACAGGCCGCAAAUUUAAUAACUUGGCAAUGGAUUCUCGUCUCUUUUCUGUAAAUCUACGUGAAAUGUAGCCUUUGAAUAUUUGUUUCCCUUCAAUUCAUUAUAAGUGCCUUCUAUAAGCAUAUCUGACAACCUUUCGCUUUCGGGGUCGACCCUCGCCGGCCACCGUACCCGAGUUGUAUAAAAAAGGACUGGUUGCAGCAAACUGUACUACAUAAGUAUUUCUUCCUGUUAUUUGUAUUUAUUUGGAUAUUUUUUGUUUGAUACCACAGUACGAGGUUUGCUUGUUUUGAACGUUUGCUGGUGAGCGAGCUGCUGUUUUUACGAUCAAAUAAUUAAGGUAAGAUUUUUCUAUACAGCUGGUUAGCAAUAGCCUAACAUCAGUAUUUGUUUGUGUAAAAGGAUAGCAAACAGAGUCUUGUAGGUAAAGCUGGAUCAUGCACAAAUUAGAGUUUUUAUUGUUUUACUUUCCUUCAAUCUAGACUCUGAAAGUCCAAAGGGCGAUGUUGUCAGUGAUUGUCCGGUCAGCUGUCACAAAGUGUAAGUGUGAAUGUCUUGUGUCUUCUUUAUGUUGAUAAUCGGGUAACAGCUGUUGAGUAUUAAAACUAGUGCUGUUCAUUAAACACACGUUAACCUGAUCUAUUGGCAUGCAAGAGCUAAGAGACAAAGUUUUAAUUUAUUAAGACUUGCUUUGACAAGCUAAGUAGGUGAAAGGUCAUCUGUGCAGCUUUGGUAUUUGCAUUACUUAAAACCGUGUUUUUGGCUUAAAUGCUGGACUUGAAUGUGUGUUUUGCCCCCCAAAAUGUAUAAAAAAUAUAUUAAAAUGAUCUUAUGCCUAUUUUUCUACAUCAACCUCUCAAAGCUCAUAAAUGACAACCUGAAAGCAACUUACACACAAAAUCCCAUCUAUAGGAGGGUAGUUUUGGUUCAAUAAUAACUUGGCAUUUAUCGACGUUUCUGCAAACAAACUGCAUGUUUGUCCACUACGUCUUUAUAGGCCAUUUGUAUCCACUGUUUACUUCGUAAGACUUACCAUCUGCUCCAUAGGGUCAUAUGUUUAUCACCUUUAAACCCUUGGUUUUUGUUUAAAUGUUGAUUCAUGUGCCAUAAAGGGAACCUGGCCAAUAAAGCAAAUGUUUCCCAGAAGAAAUCAGUAAAGUGCUGUUGAUAGUCUCUUUAUAAAUACUCAGUUUGCUGGUACAAUUGUGAUUAUUGACAUUGUUUUAUUUAUUUACUGACUGAAUAAUACAACAUGAGCCUAGCAGUUGCUGUGGACUAUCUUAUUGUACGGUUUGUAUCAUUCUGUCUCUUCUCUUUCUCAGACAGGGGGCUGUGGCUGCCUGGUCAGGCUGCAGUCAGGGCCAUGUCAUCUUCCAGCAGCUCCAGCUCGCCUUACACCUCUCUGGCUAUCAGCCAUCCAGCAGAAUCCAUCACACAUGUAGAGCUGAAUCGCCCUGAGAAGCUCAAUGCCAUGAACAAAGCUUUCUGGAGGCAAGAAACAGUUUAUUGUUUAUUCACUGACCCUGGUUCUCAGUAGAUGUGCUUGGUUAAGAGUCAAAGUUAUUUUUGGCUGACUUACUUUAUAUAAACUUUAAAGUUGAAGACCACCCAAUUUAUAGAAAACAGAUUAAAAGGUUGAAUUUGAUGCAACUCUACAUAAGGAAAUGUUUAAAAGUAAAACUAUCCCAAAUUAAGCUUUACUCCUUUUGUAAGGAGAAUAACUUAAACUCAAAUUGAAGACAGUUAAAUAGUUUGUCCAUUUGAGAUAGAAAUGUCUGUUGUUUUUAUUUUUACAGUGAGAUGGUGACAUGCUUCACUGAGAUAGCUGAAGACCCCAACUGCAGAGUGGUGGUGGUUUCUGGGGCUGGGAGGGUCUUCACAGCUGGUGGGUAUAAGACAGUGAACAGUUUUUUAAAUUGUACUUUUUGGACUGAAGUGUUUGUUUCUGUGUGUGUAAAUCUCCAGGUAUUGACCUGAUGGACAUGGCCAGUGAUGUCCUCCAACCAAGAGGCGAUGACAUGGCCAGAAUUUCUUGGAACUUGAGGAAAACCAUUGCCAAGUAUCAGGAAACAUUCUCCGUUAUAGAGAGGGUCUGAUCUGCAGAGUUUUUCUGUCCAACACAUAAAUAAUGUAUUCGUUACAGACAUCCAUAAUUUUUAAGCUGCAUCAGGAGUGUUUUUUUUUCACUGUGACUUAUUGUUUUCUGCCCUCAGUGUCCAAAGCCUGUUGUGGUAGCCAUCCAUGGAGCCUGUGUGGGAGGAGGUAGGGCAUCAUCACCAUCAUAUUGUUAUAAUAUAAACAUUAGUUAGCAUUAAAACCAUAACUAAAACCUUGGGGAACAGGAGCCCGCUUUGCUGUUUGAAAGUCGAUGCAGGUUUUUGUUAUAUUACUCUGAUUAUUAUUUCUCACCUGUUGCUUUAUCACUACCCUUUACAAUUACUCAGGAAACAUUUGCAAAGAUUUAACUGAUGGGAUUUUAACAAUAACGUUCACUGAUGAUGUUGUUGGCGUGUGUUGCAGGAGUUGACCUGAUCACAGCAUGUGAUAUCCGCCUGUGCACCCAGGACGCCUGGUUCCAGGUGAAGGUAUGUACAGAUCUAUUUUGUGAGAGCUAAAACUGUUACAUUUUAUUCUCUAUUUUGAUUCUUAGGCAUUAGGUUUAAGUAGUAGUCUUUUCCUUUUUCUACUUUCUAUUCAAACUUUGUCCCUCUGUCCCCAGUUUUGUUAGAUUUAGGUUUCAAUAUAUCAAAGUUGCUAAUGAGUCCUAAAAAUCUGACUCACUUCUGGAGUUGUCAGUGCAGUCUCUCAUCUUUGUUUCUGAUCACUAUUGCAGGAAGUUGAUAUCGGACUUGCAGCAGAUGUCGGAACACUUCAGAGACUUCCUAAAGUUAUUGGCAGCCGAAGGUAAAUACGCUGCAUUGUACUUUUGGAAGUUGAAAAGCUGGGACACUACAGGUGCCUCACUUAACACACAAAUAUAUAGAUUACCAAAAAUGUGUGAUACACUCUGUGUUGAAGUAAAAUGGUGAAAUAUCAUCCAGAUAUGCUUGUUUGGUCUGUAAUAGUCUUGCACAAUGAAGCACAAAGGUCUUGGAAGUCUGAUACUGGAUAGACUGACAAUCACAAAGUUCCCAAUGCCAAGAAUCUGGAUUAAAAACCAUUUCAAGAACAUCUGUGUCUCUAUAUAACAUUGCAUGUCUGUAAUCGUCUUGUAUCUUUGCUUUGUCUUCUCCAGCCUGGUGAACGAGCUCGCCCUGACUGCCAGGAAGAUGUACGCUGAUGAAGCAAAGAGCAGUGGGCUGGUCAGGUAUCUGCAGAAUCACACUCAUCAGCUGUUUUGUUCUAUAACAUGUUAUUACUCUCUAAUCCUAAUAACAGCCGGUUUUAUAAAUGUGUAGCUUUGAACAGUAUGUUAAACUCAGUGAAGCUGCUAAAAUCUUUGUUUCUGUAUUGACAAACUUAGCUACAUUAGGACUGAUCCCUCUUACAGGCACAUGGGUGCUUUGUUUUUGUGACUGCUUUAUAAGGUCAGUGUGAUAGUCGUGGUUAGGCAGAAUAACCACUGGGUGAACUUUCUGAGUGGGCAUUCCCUGAUUUUAACAUGUUGUAGAAAAGUAUGAGUUGUGCGAGGGCUUUACUUCUGACCAAAAUGAACAACACAUUAUUUGUAAUAUGCCCAAACUUCAAGGAGCUAUUUCGAUGUAUUUCAAAGCAAUUACUAACAUUUUGAUGUCUUCUUCACAUUUCCUUCAGCCGCGUGUUUCCAGAUAAGGAGACCAUGAUAGCUGGAGCUCUGGAGAUGGCUGGGGAGAUUGCUGGCCGGAGCCCCGUAGCUGUGCAGGGAACCAAAGUCAACCUCAUCUACUCAAGAGACCACAGUGUAGCAGAGGGACUGGAUUACAUGGUGAGAUCAUGUCCAUUAAUCCACCAUACGUUUUAAUCUAAUUAGCCUACAGUGCAUUGCAUCACUGUCCUCUUCAUCCUGCUUUAGGCUUCCUGGAACAUGAGCAUGCUUCAGACUCAAGAUGUGAUGCAGUCCGCUCAGGCGUCCAUGGAGAAGAAGAGUCCCAAGAGUGUGGCUUUCUCUAAACUCUAAAUCUCACUGGGACAAAAACCAGUUUAAUUCCAAUCUGCCAUUUUUUUUCUUGAGGCCUUUCUGUGUGAAGAAGAGAAAAUGUGAUUUUGUUUGCCAUUGUAACACCAAAACUAAAAAGCCAGUAAUCCUGAGGUACUUACUGAGACUUUAAGAUUGAGGCUUGUCAGAAUUGUUAGAGUUACUACAGUAAGACAGCUCUUAGGAUUUGUUUCCAAAGAUUUGAACUAUAUUAGGUUAAAAAAAAAAAAAACAUUUUGACAAGACACUGUUUUUUUUUUUUACAUCAUAAACAAAUAAUUGAUUCAGUUUUAUGAAAUCAAUCAUAAAACAGUUCAGGCCCAUAUCCUCUAACAGUUUACAUCUCUGUUGAGCUGUGAUGAAAAGGAAGACUGUAACAUGUCAAACAGUUCAUCUGCAGUAGCUGCAGAAACAGUUUGUGCAGCAUGAUCAUGCAUCGAGCCGAGUCCUGGCUAACUUAUCAGUCAGUAUGGACAGAAGUUGGAUUUUUAAUAGCUAGUUAUCUUAUUAUAAAAACAGGAAUAGUUUGUGAUUUAUAUCUGUACAUGACUACUUGAAUGUUGAACAUUGUUCAAUAAAACUAAUCUGAAAAUAACAAGUGAAGCUCAAGAUGAACUGUCUUUUAAGAAACCUUGCUGCUGAUGUGUUCUGAUUCAGUCUUAACGCAUCAGGGCAAAGGUAUUUUAGUAGAAGUUAGAGGCUUUAUUUACAAAAUAACUGAAGUUUCCAAAAGUGCAACAAGGACACAUUCAAAGUCAAUCCCUUCAGUCUGCUGUAAGGUUUUCUGUGGAGAGAGGGUGUAAUACUCUCGAAUCAGCACCUCAAGGUUUAUCUUCAGUUGCUUUUAUUGCAGAAGCUUUCUGUUCACACUGGAUUGCUCUCUGUUGCUUCACCUCCUCCAGCUGUUCAUACAGUCUGCAGCUGCAAAGAUUUCAGCACUUAUUACAUCAAAUUCGAUUCACAACAGUACAGAAUAAUUUUUAUUUUUAGUGGUGGGCAGGUGAAACCUUAAGAACUGAAGCUUUCCCAAUAAUUGUGCCGAAAAAGAUACCGUGACGGUGACAUCUUGUGGACAACUGAAGCCACAGCAACCUCUCAAGAACGUGACUGAAGCAGUGAGACUGUUUCAAUCCCAUGAUAUCAGCAUUAAACGUUCAGGAAAGACUGCGUGGUCAUUCAUGAGUUUUGGUCACUUAGACUACAUAAUGAUCACAUCGUUAUUACACUUACGUACAAAUAAUGUCUUUACUAAAAGGAAAAAUUAAGAUAUGCAGACACUCACCCAAUAUACAUCAUAUUUGGAUUUCCCUUUUAUCUACAGUAUUUCCACUUUAGGGAUCUAUAAAAUUCUUAUCUUAUCCUACUCUAAAACACAUUCCUGUUGAAACCAAAGACUAAACCUCAAUAAUAUGUCUUGUUAAAUUAAAAAAAAAAAAAAUUGUCAAAGGCUUGCAUCAAAUAUCCUAAAGGUUCAGAGCAGUAUGGAUAAUUUGAAGGCUUUUACAAUACAUUACACGGCCUUAAAUUGAACUUUUAUCACGAUAAACAAACACGUUCUGAUACUUUGAAAUUAUAUGAUACAGUAGUUAGCUGACUCUUGAUUAGGGUAGAUAAGUGUUUUGUUGUGGUUAUAUGUGAUUCUUGAUUGAAAUGAAGGUUUUUUGGAUCAACUCAUUCCUUUUAACAUCCUUUUUCACACAUCCAGUCGGAUGCUACGGUAUGUCAAGUUUCUUAUUCACUCAUAAACAAUUUCAAUGCAAUGUGCUUCAGUAUAUACCCCACUUUUUUAACGAUCAGUAGCCGACAUAUUAUUUGUAAUUUAAAUCUUUUUCUUUAGCGUAUUGUUGCCGAAUAUAAAUGCAGAACAAGGGUUUCUUUAUUGGGUAUUACCCUAUUGUUCGUAUGGGGAUAAAAAAAAAAACCAAGUUCUUGUGUUGUAUGGUAGCCUAUUGUAAUAUAGUCACCCCUUUAUCUUUUACAGCAUCUCUUUAUUUGAAGAUAGUUCAAAGUGUACGCCGUCUCCUUUCUCAUCUGUUUUUUUUUAUUCCUGGUCUGGCCAGGCCAAGACUGUUCAUGGGUCCUAAGGAAAACCUUUUAAAAGAUAAUAAUUAUAACAAUACAUUUUAUUUAUAAGCACCUUUCUAAACACUCAAGGUCACUUUAGAAUGUAAGAAUGGUAGCAUAAAACAACAAGAUAAGAGCAAUAGAGUUCAAAAAUUUAAUAUACACAAAUUAAAUGAAAAUAUGACAAGGUCAAUUAUAAGGAGUGGGCUAAUCUGAACAGGUGGGUUUUGAGUCUGGAUUUGAAAAAAAAUAAAUAAAUAAAAGGAGAGAGUCCAUUUUCCAGGUGUCAGGUGGGAGUGAGUUCCAGAGUUGGGGAGCAGAGCAGCUGAAAGCUCUGGUGCUGAGGUGGGCAGGAGGCACAGUGAGAAGGAAGGAAGAAGAGGAUCUGAGGAAGCAGAUCAGAGAGGUAAGGGGAGGCGAGGUUGUGGGUGGCCUUGAGUGUAUACAGGAAGAUUUUGAAUCGGAUUGUGAAUUUAAGGGGGAGCUAGUGGAGCUGCUGAAUAAUGUGAGUGAUGUAGCGGAAUAAGGGGGUUUUGAUGAUGACAAUGGUUUGUCAUUUGGGGACUUUUAAGGUUGAGGAGGAAUGUUUAUUCAGAGUAGCAGAAAAAGUUAUUUGAGUUCACAGUUUAGAAUUAGAAAUAUUUUUUUCACCACAUGGUUAUGACUCAUCAACUCCACUGCUUUGGAAAACAUCCUUUCACAGGGACAAAUGAUACUGGGAUGUGCAGGUAUUUGUGGGCGAGUUUCCACAGUGUAGGAUAGAAAGUCCGAUGUGCCACCCAGUACUUCAGGGGAUCCUCUGCUCUAGCAAGAUGUUGCCCUUCCGUAUAUCUGAGACAGACAGAAAGACAAUGAAUGACUGAAUACAACAACUGAUGUUUCAGCAGUGCUCAACACGCAUACCUCAAGAUCCUUAAUGGCAGGCAAGUGUCUCAGGAUGGAUGACAUGUUGUUGUAGGACAACUCUUGUGUGCAGAGCAAACACCACACCUACAGGUAAUUGUAAUUUUAAGACCCAUUUAAAUAUUCAAUUCAAAUCUUGAUUUAUUCUCACAAGGGAAAUUGAGGUUUCUCUCAUUUCCAAUGCCGCCCAGAUUACAGACAAAACAAGCAAACAUAGAUAAUAUUUGCAAAACAAUAGAAUCAAUUAAGACAUGGACAAUCUGAAAUGAUUUUUUUCUAAAUCAAAGUCCUAAACUCUGCAAGAGAGGGAAGAGCUUCAAUUUUAAAGUUUGUUGGAGGACAUGCCAAGGGUAUGGGACGUCAAAGGACAAUUUUGUUUUUCCAAGUUCACUAUAAACUCAAGGGAAUUAAAUGUUUAACAGGAGGAGUGGGUCGUCUAUGUAAGAGGAUCACACUCCAACAAGUUUGAUACAUAAAGUGGAAGUUUGCUGAUGAGGGCCUUGAAAUUAAACAAAGACCAAUGUUUCUUACGUCUAGUGAUAGACAGAGUCUCAGGGUUUAAAAAGUUGAGGCUGCUGCAUGUCUGUGAAUUACAUCACUGUAGUCACUUCUUCUACACGACAGAAGGAAACUGGAUUCAUUUCUGUAAAAAAGCUGACUUUCUGUUGCACCUUAGAUACAAGAGUAUUCACAUGGUACUUAAAUGUUAAGAUUUUAUCAAGCUAUAUGCCAAGAAAAUACAAUUCAAUAAUGGAACAUAUAAUGUAUGAUGAAUAAUGAUGCAUCUUAUCUAACUCGUGUGGCGUCAAACCACUCAAAUCUGUCAAACAUGUCAAGCUGUCAUUAACUCAGGACGCACUGAAGCAUGAGGAGAUUCGGUUAUGACGUUCAAAGCUUCAAACGCCAUCAGUCACUCCGCUUCAGGAAAAGUGACACAUGCGCCAAGGCCUCAGUAUCAUUUGCCCAUCACUACUAAGCGCUUCAGUCUGACUUCAGUCUUUGAGUUUUUGCCUUGUCCUGAUCUGUGAGCCUGAGGAGCUCUGAAGAAGUUCGUAGAUACAUUUACUUAUAGCACUAAGUGUGUAAAUCAGAGUAAACAAAGCAGCAAAACCUACAAAUGAAGUGCUUCUGACUGGGUCACAGAGGUGAUGCUUUUAAAAAUGUAGAGCCAGGUUGGCACCUCCACACAAACAUGCAGGAAGGUGUCAGAUUUGUUUGUUUGCUGCUGGUGUUGAGAAUUUUCCUGCCUGCUGAGAUUUUGCUUUGUUUCUUCCAGUCGCAGCCACUACACCGCUGAGUCUCCUCAUUCAAAAGGCGACAAAUACGGACGUUUUCUUUUGUCUUUCUCUCGUGUUAAAGUCUGAGGCAGACAUGCACAGAGGGGGUUGUCACUAGGCCCCUUUGUUUCCUACUUGAUGUUUUCUAGACCUGCAGACUGUUGACAACCUGCUUCACUGCACUGCAAGAUGACUGAUACCGAUAAAAAGACCACAACCAUGGUAAGAAAACCAGAAAACACUGACGGAUACGCACACCACCUCUGGAUAAUAGAGGAUGACAGGGAGAGUUGUACACUACUUACUCAACGUGCCUCUUAUUAUUAUGAACAGCAUAUUAAAUGUUGGUUAAUGUGUGCAGUAUUGGUUGCCUACCUGUGGUGUUGUGAUGCGCUGAAUGCUGCUGUCAUUAAACAGAGUCUAUGGAUGGUUAAGGACAGGCUAAAGCUUGGCUCUUCUCAACAUGGACACUCUGACCUGAUGGAGGAGAGGGAGAAGUAAAAGGAAAAAGCCGAUUUAAGUAACAGCAAAGCUCAGAGCCAAAUAUGUUACAUGUAAUCAGCGUUUAUACAGUAUGAAACAUCUGAGGAGGAUUUCACAGGUUCCUAAAGACUCACAAUAUUGAAGCAAUUUUGGUUUGUUUUGUUUUUUGAGAAAGAAAGAAGUUUGAAAGCCCAAUCUUCCACUCAGUCAGAAUCAGGAACUAAAACCUCACUCAAACACACUCAUGCCGUCACUCACCUGCGGAGGUGCUGAUGGAGUCAGAAUCAGGAGGCCUAUGUGCAGACUGACAAACAAACACAUAAACACAAAAUAAACACAGUUAAACAGCACAGCCCUGUGGAAACCCAAAAUUAACUCACACACACGUACUGCACAGUCAGGCAGUUGGACACACGCACACGUUUAUAUAUAUGUGAGCUCAGUUCAAGUGUAGAAACCAUCAUGAAAUGUGUUUGAAUAAAACACACUUCAGGUUCAGUAAAUUUACAUCAUAGCCCAGUAUACAAUAACACACACACACACACACACACACACACACACACUAAGACUUUGUCAUAUGUACACACUCCCUCCGCACAGACAAACAAACAAACAAACAAUAACAAAGAAGCUUCUCAAGCACAAUCACAGGCUGAGGCAGAGUUUACUCCAGCGCUCAGAUUUGGCUAUUUUUCAUCAUUGAUCCACCAUCAUGUGAACCUCAGAAGGAAUAAAAGACUGACAAAAAAUAUGGCAAUUUGCAGUGAAUUCAUGCCUGUGGUGCUUUGUCAAAUGAUCAUUGGGUGUGGAGACAAUGCUGUGGUUUUACUAAUGCAAGGAACAUCUUUGAUUUACAGCUGAGCAAAAGAUUUCAAUAUCUCAAGAAGAAAGGCAGACAAUUCACUGCAUACUGACAAAACUGAUGAAACUAUCCUGAAAAUCUCUGUGAUCUCAAAAGGAGAGAAACAUCCUGCUCUUAAGCAGCCCGAUUACCUCUGAAGGGGAUCUGUGGUUCAGAGCUGCAGGACCGGAGAAGUCAGCUCCUCUCCCAGGGUCAGAGCAAUGAAGAAAUCAUCCCCGGGCUGACUGAAUCUGGAUUUGAAAAAAAGCUAGUUUAAAAUGCUAUUUUUGCACAAACUUCACAUUUUACUCUGUCAGUGGUCUGUAUGGCCUUUUCUUACCAGACUCUGAGGGCUCAGGAGGCCUUUUUGUCUCUCCAGGCUGCAUGGCUGGUUCUCUUGGAGCUCGUCCUCGAGCCGGUGGGUCUUUGAGCAGUCUGCUGCUCUCUGCUGGACAAACAGGGGGCCUGCAGUCUUGAGCCCGACGUUCGGGGUGACCCUGAUUCCCCAUGUGGAUCCCUGCCCGCAUUAGAUUCACCUCUGGACCUGCGAACAGAAAGCAGCGACGACAAGGCAGUCCACGGUCAGCUGAGAACCCGCAAAAUCCACCAGCAGUUUUUUUAAAACGUCCAAACUUUUUAAUCGUUGACUCUUUAAAAAGACAGAUCUUCUCAGGGGUAAAAGUCUAAAUGUAAAGGUCUCAGAGAUGUUUGGUUAAGAGAGACCGGCCUUACAUCUCCACAGCACCUCCAUUCAGGGUUUGGACUGGUGACGCAUUUCCGCUUUUUAUUCAGUUUUUUUUUUUGGCGGCAAUGAUCCUGAAUCUUACGGUGCAUACCGCCACCUACUGCACUGGAGUAUAAGACACUUCCAUCCACGUGAACUUCACUAACAAACGUUUAUCAGAUAUGAACAAAUAACGGAAUAUAAAUAAAAAUUGAUGUUAUUGAAAAUUAAUGCAUUGAAAAUUGAAUUCAACAAAAUAUAACGUUCAUCACAGUAAUGCUGUGUCUGAUGUGAUGUUAAAGAUUUGGAUUUGUUAGAGUUUGUUCAUCAGUCAAAAGUGAAGGGAGAGUCGUGUUUACACCGUUUCAUUCAGACCAUGAGACAAAACUGUCAAAGGUUUGAGAUAGUUUAAAUAACAGCACUGUAUUUCCUUUUAUUGCAAAGCUCACAAUCAAGGUGGAUCACAGACUAGAGUCUAUUAUCAAGACAACCAUUUCUCAUCAUUCAAUUUAUCCCAAACCCCAACGCUAAUCUGGGGGUGCCAAACACACACUCAUGGUUCCAUGUCUCUAAAUCUCCAGAGUAAUAAAAUGUCAUGUCAGAAUCAGGUUUGACCUAUUCAGAAUAUCACAUAUGUGCAGAACACAUAUCCACAGAUUUGUCUGCAGUGCAAUCCGUCUCACAAAAAAGAUUCAAUUCUAUCAAAAAAGAAAUGGGGAUAUGAAAUCAAAUACAAACUUUGUCCUUUAAUGAGACACCUCUUAAGAGUCUUCUUGAGCCUUAAGGUCAAUUUUAGAUCUGUUUAUCACUCCUCAGAGACAGCCUAAGACAUGUUGUUCAACAGGAAAUUUGUUUUUUUUUUUUUUAAAUGAGGACAGACUCUGAUGCUCUCUGUUGGUUUUGUUUCCUUUUAUUCUCUCAGAAAUGAUUUCAGUGUUUCCGUGGGCUGUUUUUCUCUGGAUGCUGAAUAAUUGAUUCAGAUGUUUGCAGAGAUAAAUGAUGAUGACUCUGUGUCUCUGAUAUCAGGACUGUCAGGUUUCUGAAUCUAAACUCAGAAUUAGAGAAACAGCCUGAAUUAUUCACACUCUUUCACGCUCUCUGAUCAAAAACGUGCUCUCUCUGUGUGCACCAAUCAGCAGCAAGGAUAUCUCUCUGACUGAUCUGAUGGUUUCAGUUUAACAUGAAUUAUUAUGAAGGAGUUUCUGUAGCUAUUAUCAGACUACAUGAAGCUUUCAUCUCUCUUUUUAAGUGAUAAUUAGACUGAAAUGCUCUUUUAGAGCCCGGUCUUGAUCUCAGUAAUUUGAGGCAGCAGAAAUUCAGAUUUUGUCUCCUUAUGAGAGAGCAGAGCAGCUCUAUAUUGAGGCCUUUAAAUUCAAACAGGAUUAUUUCUCAGUGAGAGCGCCCUCUUACAUAAUGUGAUGUGCUUCAUGCUCACAUAAACCACAGCAUGCUGUCCCUGUAGACCUCACUGCUUUGGCUCUGUUUCUGUCCCGUCCCUCAGAGCUCUCAGAAGUGUGUCAGUGGUUGGUGUCUCUGGAGGCUGAGGGCUCUGUAGAGCUCAUUUUAACCAAAGCACAGCUCGGAUCUGAAGAGGCUUUUAUUCAGAGCACACGCAUUAUUCACACAAACACACACAGAUACACAUUUCACUCUGCUCAGUUAUUCUGCUCUGUUACAUCUGAGACUUUGUAGAGUCAUCAAUUUUAACAUUUAAAAUUACAUAUUGUAUUUUUAUCAUCUUACAUCACCAGCUAUGCAAUGCAAAACAAAUCAGUGUUAGCAGGUUUAUUGGCAGUUGAAUUCUCCAAAUCGUGAAGCUCAGUUUUGCCCCCCUCUGGCUAAAACUAUAACUUAUAUCUGUAAUGAAACCAUAUGCUUCUUUAUGCUCCUUACUUAAUUCUAAUCUGUUGUCUGCCAUUAUAUCAGUUAUUCAGAGUUUGGUAGAUGUAAGUUCUUUAAAAAUUCUCAGUAAGAUUACAAAUCUUUUUACAGUUCCUUCCAUUUCAAAAAUUCAAUCUGGAGCCUCCGCAGUGCCCCAUAGACAGGGCAGAGUUAUUGCCGAAAAAUAAAAAUAAAAAGAAAAACCUGAUCCUCAAAGAGUGAGGCAUGAAAAUAUGUUUUAAAAUUUGAUUUUAAAAGGUGAAUUUCAUCCAAACAGAGGAACAUAAAAAAGUCUUUUUUCAGCAACAGAUACAAAACUGAUCUGACUGAUGAAAAAACUGUGUAGUCACAAAGACACUCACA
Xyrichtys novacula (pearly razorfish) is the source of this 16071-nucleotide messenger RNA. The record is from the annotation of a GenBank genome assembly. Lineage: Eukaryota; Metazoa; Chordata; Actinopteri; Labriformes; Labridae.